AUGUCUUUCCUCGGUGGCUCCUCUUCCCCUUCCUCUGCUGAAACCAAGGCCGGCCUCAUGUUGCAAGUCCAGCAGGAGGCUGCCAUGAACAACGCUCGUCUCCUGAUUCAAAAAGUCAACGACCACUGCUUCGAAGCCUGUGUCCCCAGCCCCGGUGCUUCCAUGUCCGCCCAGGAGAACACCUGUGUGAGCAGCUGUAUGAACAAGUACAUUUCCACCUGGAACAUUAUCAGCCGCUCCUACAUCAGCCGUGUCGCUGUCGAGUCCAAGAAAGCGGGUGACGCGAACGUCAUUGCCUCGCUCGGCUCCGGUCUGUAA
This is a messenger RNA of Penicillium verhagenii, 318 nucleotides long. RefSeq names its product protein translocase subunit TIM13 (gene tim13). Bases 1 to 318 code for a protein of 105 amino acids. The transcript has 2 exons. The record is from RefSeq and is a predicted model, not a curated record. NCBI's taxonomy places the organism in Eukaryota, Fungi, Ascomycota, Eurotiomycetes, Eurotiales, Aspergillaceae.